This is a messenger RNA of Trifolium pratense (red clover), 1168 nucleotides long. RefSeq names its product alpha carbonic anhydrase 1, chloroplastic. Lineage: Eukaryota; Viridiplantae; Streptophyta; Magnoliopsida; Fabales; Fabaceae. Bases 148 to 993 code for a protein of 281 amino acids. The transcript is spliced from 6 exons. The record is from RefSeq and is a predicted model, not a curated record. Gene Ontology annotation, molecular function: carbonate dehydratase activity; zinc ion binding.
CAUAAUCAUAAUAUAUAUAUUGAAGAACCACACAAGACCACACAACCAUCACAUUAUUAUUCUAUAUUCUAUAUAAAGCUAAGAGAAUAAAACAUUGGCUCUUAGAUCAAAGCAAGCAUUGCUAGCUAAUAUCUCUAUUCAUUCACAAUGGCCUUCAAGAUUUAUUUCAUAAUUCUUUCUAUAGCAACUUUAGCAUUAUGCAUUUCAGCAGAGUACAAUUCAGUUAAUUUUAGUUAUAUUGGUCCAAACGGACCUGAUAAGUGGGGAAACUUGAGUCCGAACUACGCAGCAUGCUCAAAUGGGAAAAUUCAGAGUCCUGUGAAUCUUGCAUCCACAGAUAUUGUACUCAACAAUGGAUUGAAAUCUUUAGACAGAAACUAUGUUCCAACAAAUGCAACACUAGUUAACAACCAAAUCAACAUUGGGGUGCAUUUUGAAGGAAAAGUGGGAGAUAUUAAUAUAAAUGGAAAGAAUUACUCAUUGAAACAACUUCAUUGGCAUGUUCCUGCAGAGCACUGGGCUCAUGGACGUAGACAUGAGGCAGAGCUCCACCUAGUUCACCUCACAGAAGAUAACACUGGCAUAGCAGUUAUAGCAGCCCUCUACAAUUUGGGUGAUCCUGAUCCUAUAAUCUCCAAGAUUGAAGACAAUUUGAAUGGUCUAUACUUUCAGAACCGUGAAGGCAUUAAAAAUGGUAAAAUUGCUCUUGGCACUUUUGAUGUAGAGGAAUUAAAUAAAAGAAUACAUAGGUAUUAUAGAUAUGUUGGCUCUCUCACUACUCCUCCAUGCACAGAAGGUGUCAUUUGGAACAUAAUUGGAAAGGUGAGGACACUCUCCAAAGAACAACUUAAACUUCUAAAGGCACCAUUGGGUUUAGAGUUCCAGCACAACGCAAGGCCACUUCAGCCAUUGAAUGGUCGCAAAAUUGAGAAGUACUAUUGCCACCACAACAAGAGGCAGGGGACUAAAACAUCAUCAACCAAAUAUCAUUAACAAAUUUUCUGAUUAUGUACUACUACCACCCCAAAUAGUAAUAGUAAUAAAUCUAGUAUAUAUAUUCCUAAGCUAAUACUCUCUUCUGUCUCAAUAUUAAAUUUCAAAUUUUUAAAUUUGGUUUCUCUCAAAGUAUUUGUCAUUUUAUAAUAUCAAUAAAAUUAUUAAUUACUUU